This is a messenger RNA of Pelobates fuscus (common spadefoot toad), 6228 nucleotides long. It is a transcript of the gene LAMB4, whose product is annotated as laminin subunit beta 4. NCBI's taxonomy places the organism in Eukaryota, Metazoa, Chordata, Amphibia, Anura, Pelobatidae. The coding region runs from base 60 to 5546 and encodes 1828 amino acids. Gene Ontology annotation, cellular component: basement membrane. The transcript has 36 exons. The record is from RefSeq and is a predicted model, not a curated record. Gene Ontology annotation, biological process: animal organ morphogenesis; tissue development.
AAGCUUUCAUUCAGCUAACUUGAAGAAAUACCUUGCCGGUCAACCUUCAGGUAAAAAGAAUGAUUUUCCUGCAAAUAAUUGUUUUCUUUAUGGAGCUGAUAAGCACUGCGAGAACUCAGGAAAAUUGUGAAAGUGGUCCAUGCUAUCCAACUAUUGGAGAUCUCCUGGUAGGACGGAAAGAGCAACUUUCAGCUUCUUCAACUUGUGGACUGGAAGAACCUGAGCGAUACUGUAUAGUUAGUUACCUUGAGGAUGAUCAAAAAUGUUUUAAUUGCGAUUCCAGAUACCCGUAUGAUCCUUAUUCUUCUCCUUAUAGUCAUUUGAUUGAAAAUGUCAUUACAACAUUUGAUCCACACUGGAAAAAUAAGUGGUGGCAAUCAGAAAAUGGUCUUGACAGAGUUAGCAUUCGAUUAAACCUGGAAACACUAUUUCAGUUCAGCCAUCUCAUAAUAACCUUUAAGACAUUUCGACCAGCAGCCAUGUUGGUUGAACGAUCAAGAGACUUUGGGAAAACAUGGAAAGUUUUCAGAUACUUUGCUCAAGAUUGUGCAUCGGCCUUCCCUGCCAUUUACCUGGGAUAUGCUAAUAAAGUUGGUGAUGUUGUCUGUGACUCGAGAUAUUCUGAUAUAGAACCAUCCACAGAAGGAGAGGUGAUUUUAAAGGCACUUGAUCCAAAUCUUGUCAUUGAAAAUCCUUAUGAUCAAAACAUCCAAGAUAUCAUAACUAUAACUAACUUAAGAAUAAACUUUACAAAACUGCAUACUCUAGGAGAUACCAUAAGUAGACAAAAUGGACCAGAAGAAAAGUAUUAUUAUGCAAUUUAUGAAAUGGUUGUAAGAGGAAACUGCUUUUGCAAUGGCCAUGCUAGCCAGUGUGUCCCUGUGAACACCAUGGAUGGUAAUUUCUUCAAUGACCCUGCAAUGGUACAUGGAAAAUGUGUCUGUCAACAUAAUACGGAUGGUCUAAACUGCGAAAAAUGCAAAGAAUUUUAUAAUGAUGCCCCAUGGAGACCCGCAGUAGGAUCUAAUGAUCAUGCCUGCAGGCAGUGCAAUUGCAAUGGACAUUCAGAUAUUUGUCAUUUUGACAUGGCAUUAUAUUUGUUGAAUGGUGGUACCAGUGGAGGAGUAUGUGAAGACUGCCAGCAUAAUACUAGAGGAAAUCAAUGUGACCAAUGCAAACCAUACUUUUAUCAUGACCCUUUAAAGGAUGUUUCUGACCCCGACACUUGUAUACCUUGUGACUGUGACCCUGAAGGAACUAAAGAGAAUGGUCUAUGUGAGUGCCAUACAGAUGAAAGUCUUGGGACCAUUGCUGGAACAUGUUUGUGUAAGGAGAAUGUUGAAGGAUUCCGUUGUGAUCAGUGCAAGCAUGGCUUCUUUGGAUUACAUUCAUCUGAUCCAUUGGGAUGUCAAUACUGUAACUGCAACCCGUUUGGAAGUAUGCCAUUCUCUAUAUGUCAUCCAGUCACGGGAGAAUGCCAGUGUCAGAAAUUUGCCACUGGGCGCUAUUGUGAAGAAUGUCUUCCUGGUUCCUGGGGCCUUGGAAACAGUCUCUAUGCUUGCUCGGCAUGUAACUGUGACAUUGGAGGAGCAAUCAGUCAUUUGUGCUCUCAGGGAAGUGGUCAAUGUGAUUGCCGUCCUAACAUCAUUGGUCGUCAGUGUAAUCAGCCUGCACCUGGGUAUUAUUUUAUACCUUUGGAUUACUAUAUUUAUGAAGCUGAAAAUGCUCAACCUCUUGCAAGAUCUGCAUCCAUCGUUGAUCCAGCACCUCUACCAAAAUGCAGAGAUUAUUUUCUCCAACAAGGAAUAGAUUUCAGAUUUGAGAAUGGGAAAAUAAUUCUAAAGAAAAUGACAAAACGAAGUUUAAGAAGAAGACGUCAAGUGCAGGAAAUUGUUCCAUUUGGCACAAAUGGUUUUGUGGAACUGGUAUUACGGCAACCAACCCCAGGUAACCCUGUAACCUGGACAGGGCCUGGGUUUGCACGUGUCCAGAACGGGGCUGGGUUGAGAUUUACUGUUGACAACAUCCCGUUCUCAAUGGACUUUCUCAUUGCAAUUCGCUUUGAACCUGAGUCCUUGGAAAACUGGACAGCAAAAGUUGUGAUAAACCAACCCCAAGGUCCAUUGAGUGAUCGAUGCAAAAGUAGAAACUCUCUAAAUGAAAGUUAUACCUUACAUCUGGAUGCAACAACCAGGAUAGCUAUUCUUGAUACUUCAAUGUGUUUGGACCCGGAUAUGGAAUAUCUAAUUGAUGUUUAUUUCACUCAACUGUCAACUAUGGAUGCAAAAGAUAAGCAUUACAUAUUAAUAGAUUCGCUUGGACUGAUUCCCAAAAUUGAUUCAAUAAACAACCUAUGCAGCAUAGAAGAGUUAGAAGAAUAUAAUUAUUAUAACUGCAUUGAAAUCGCUUCUGAAGUUGGAACAGAAAUCCUUCCUGAUGUGUGUGAGAGGCUUAUUGUCAGCAUGUCGGCUCGCAUUCAUAACGGAGCUGUUAAAUGUGCAUGUAAUGUGGAUGGCUCAUUAAGUACUAGCUGCAAUAAAUUUGGAGGUCGAUGUUCCUGCAAACCUAAUGUUACAGGGCGCUGCUGUAACCGGUGCUCUGUUGGCAGCUAUGGAUUUGGUCCUGAUGGCUGCAAAGAGUGUGACUGUCAUACUAAAGGGUCUAUGAGUCAGUUGUGUGAUCAAGUCACUGGUCAAUGCGCUUGCCGCAGUGAGAUACAGGGCCGCCAUUGUGACAGCUGUCUGCCUGGGUAUUAUGGAUUUCCUAACUGCAGACCUUGUCAAUGUAACGGCAAUACAGAACUUUGUGAUGUGGCCACUGGAGCUUGCUUGAACUGCAGGGGAUUUACAAAUGGAACCAAAUGUGAACGGUGCCUUGAUAAUUACGUUGGAAACCCAGUUUUAGGGCAACCUUGUCGUCCAUGCAUGUGUCCAGGCUCCCCUACUAGCGAACAAUAUUUUGCACAUUCUUGUUACCAAGAUCCUGAUAGUCUGGAAAUAGUCUGCAACUGUCUUGAAGGUUAUACAGGAAAGAACUGCAAGCAAUGUCCUGUGGGAUAUUUUGGAAACGUGGAAAGUGGAGAUUUCUGUUUACCAUGUCAGUGCAAUAAUAACACUGAUAUUACAGACCCUGAAUCCUGUGAUAAACUCACAGGGGAAUGUUUAAAAUGUUUGCACAACACCUAUGGGGUAAAUUGUGAAUCCUGUUUGCCAGGCUUUUUUGGAUCUGCAAUUUUCAAGAACUGCACAAGUUGUGACUGUAACCCCCUAGGAACAAAUGCAGAGACCUGUUCAAUUUAUGAAGAAGUUGGAGAAUGUGUAUGUGACAAAACCACAGGCCAAUGUCCUUGCUUACCUAAUGUGAUUGGUAAAAAAUGUGACAAGUGUGCUGUAGGAUCUUGGAGUCUGACCGUAGGAAAAGGAUGUGAACUAUGUGACUGCAACAAAAACAAUUCCUAUGGGCAACAGUGCAACCAGUUUACAGGGCAAUGUCUAUGCAAACCUAAAUACAGAGGCCAAAAGUGUGAUCAAUGUGAGGAAAAUUAUUAUGGCAAUCCACUAAUACAAUGCACAUCUUGUAAGUGCAAUAUAGAGGGUUCCGAAAAAUCUCUCUGUGAUAAAGACACUGGUAUUUGUAACUGCAGAGCUGGAGUCACAGGAAGAUAUUGUGAUCAAUGUGCACCUAAAUAUCAGCAAAAUUACCCUAAGUGUACUCGCUGUCAUCAGUGCUUUGACCCCUGGGAUGCAGAAGUAACAUUGCUAUCUCAAGAUGUUCAUGGAUUGGUCAGACUGGCUGGUAAUAUUGGCCCCACCAGAAAAUCACUCGGUUGUGAUGUACACAUAGAAAUUCUUCAAGAUAAACUGUAUAAGAUAGAAAAAAUAUUCCGGAGUCCUAUGGUUUCCCCACAGAAAUACCUAAAGGUUAAGAACGUUUAUGAUACUAUAAGGCAAAAAUUCAGUAAAUUAAAAGUUAAAGAUCAUGGAGAAUUUAAUGAAAUUCCUAGAAUGAAUAAAGUACUUGUGAACAUGGAGAAAGAGAUUGACGAGUUAUUUAAAGAAGUUGAUCAAAUAAAGAAGAAAAAGACAAAAGAACGUGAAAUUUAUGCUAAAGAAUUUCAAGAGGCUCUUGACAAGAUUAGGAAUAACUAUAAAUUGAAUUCAACGCAUGCUGGAAAGUUGCGCAAUCCUACUUCCAUCACCCAAACAUCAAAGAAAACAAGGGAAAAAAUUCUAACAACUUUAUCCAACCUGGAUGCAAAAGACAAACUAAAUUUAAACAAAUUAAACAAGAUGAAAUCCCUGGAUAUAAGCAAAAUGAAUGAAAUGGUUUGUGGAACCGUUUGGAACUUUCCAUGUGAUAUUGCACCUUGUGGAGGAGCAUUAUGCAGAGACAAAUUUGGAAAACGAAAAUGUGGUGGAUUAAAUUGUAAUGGAGCUCUAUCUAUAGCCAAAGAUGCACUGAAAAAAGCCAAAGAAACAGGUGUCAAGUUCGCCAAUGUUUCGAUUCAUCUCCUUGAUGCAGAGAAACAGAUAGAGAACAUCAGGCAACUGGCAGAAGACACAAAGCUAAAAGCUUCAAGACUGAAUAAAACAUUAAGCAAAGCAAUGAUACGGAUGGAAACUGAUAGAAAUCGUUCCAAAGAACUAAUCAAAAGUGUUAAAGAUUUUCUAUUAGAUAGCAUACCAUUACACCUUUGCCCAAAAAGCGGAAAGAAUCCUAAAAAUCCACAGACUGUAGAACCUUUAAUAUCAGCUGAGGAAAUUGAGAAAGUAGUAAAUGAAGUACUCGCAACUAAACUUCCUACAGCCCCGUAUGAUUUAAUCAGUAUUCUUAACAAGAUGAAGAAUUAUUGUGACGAUUAUAAAAAAAAUAAGAACAACUUAAAAAAGCAACUAGAAGAAGUAAGAAAACUAACGCUGAAGGCUAAAGAAGCCAAAAAAGCAACUGAAAAUCUUCCAAAUGGAGAUGACAUAAGAAAUAAUUUGAAGACAGCUAAAACCUCCCAGGAUAAAGUCACUGCAAUUCUCAAAAGUGUAACUAAAGGCAUCCUAGAUAUCCGGAAAAAGAUCACUGAGGCUAAAACCAAUGCUGAUAAAAUGGAUGACAAGUUCAAAGCCAUUAAAAAUCUCCAUUCUAAACUUGAGACAAAGAUUGCAGAACUGCAGGAUAAAAUGCUGAAUAAUAGAAAUCAAGCUGCAAAAGCACAAAAAGGAGCAAAUGACGCACUGAAACAAGCUAAAGAAAGUGAAAGUAGUCUUGAUGAUCUCAAAGAGAAAUAUGAACUUCUUAAAGAAAAACUAAAGAAGAAAGAAAUUCCCUCGGAUAUAUUGGAAAGAGUUGAACGCCUCAAAAAAGAAGCUGAAAAUAUGGCCAAGGAAAUUCAAGAAAAAUUUAAACGUAUAUCAGAUUUGGAAGAGAAGAUUGAUGAUCUAAAUCAAGCAAAUCUAGACAAGGCAAAUGAAUUAAAAGAACUUGAAGAAGAGGCAAUAGCAAUAAGAGAUGACAUUUUCACUGAAGAAUCUAGGCAUGCUAAUUGUAAAUCCUAAUACUAUAUUACUUAAAUUGUCGAAAAUAAUACACUCUGCAGAGUAUUGGUACUAAAAUUGUGUUAUCAUAAUCACAGUAUUCCUCUCAUUGAUAACCGUUAUUAUACUGUGAUGCUUGAAGGGUUUGUGUGCAGGGAAGACUACAGAGGACCUUUACAACUGAAUCACUUUUGAGAAAGGCGAGCAAGCCGAAACACGUUAAGUGCAGAGUUUGGUGCUUUUUUCACCUACAUCAGGCAUCCUGGAUUUUAUUUGGUGUUGCACCCAAGAAACAUAAGCCGUGAAGCCAGUAUCCGGGUCCUUACUAAGUGUCCACCUGUCUUUUCCAUGUUGGCGCCUUUAGUCUGAGCCAGCUUUUGGAGUGGCUCAGAACCAUGUGAGUGGGUCCAUACAUUUUAUUUACGUAGAGUCAGUUUUAACUAUAUUACCCUAUGUGUUUGUUUUAUUUUAUUUAUAGAUUCCACCACUGUAUGUACAGAUUGUGGUAAUAUUUUACUUUAUUGUGUGCUCUCACCAUCAUUUAUUGUAUUUUUCACUGUUUGAAUAUUGUUGAGCUACAUGGGAUUUGCUUCUAUUUUCUUUUAUUCUAAUCAGUUGUCAUUGAUAUGACUUAUCAGUUUUAAAUAUCCUGUUAUACUUACCCUAAUGAUGUACUGGAUUGACUUUUCAUUGAUUUAUGAUC